Messenger RNA from Frankliniella occidentalis (western flower thrips), 2835 nucleotides. Its product is annotated as proton-coupled amino acid transporter-like protein pathetic. The coding region runs from base 357 to 1820 and encodes 487 amino acids. Lineage: Eukaryota; Metazoa; Arthropoda; Insecta; Thysanoptera; Thripidae. Gene Ontology annotation, biological process: amino acid transmembrane transport. Gene Ontology annotation, cellular component: vacuolar membrane. Gene Ontology annotation, molecular function: amino acid transmembrane transporter activity. The record is from RefSeq and is a predicted model, not a curated record. The transcript has 9 exons.
ACUCGCCAGCAGUCGCCGGGCCGAGCGACGCAGUCCUCGUCCGCACCUCCUGCGCACCUCCUGCCCCGCUCUCGGAGCCCAGCUCACUCGGCGUCUCCCCGCCGCCUACCCUGCUCCGAGUGUCGCGGCCGCGAGGGUCGCGAGCUGCAGUCCGCCAACGGCCGCCGCUCGGCGCCGUCCUCACGUCACCUCCCUCCAGCAUCAAGGCGAACAAGGCCACCGCCGCGACCUGCAUAGCCUGCACCAGGGACGGCGCUGACUGAGCGGGCGAUUGGAGGCCCGGACCCCCGGGCUGCUGCCAGGCUGACGUAUCUGGAGCACGCGGCGAGCGUCAUAGGCGCCGGUGUUCAACCAACAUGUGCGCGAGCGCUGCCCGCCCGGUGGUCUCGCAUUUCCAACAGGUGGAGGACGGGAGGGGCCACGACGCCCGCGGUGCCAUCAACAUGGGUUUCGUCAUGGACCCCAACAAGUGCGCCAGCAACGGAAACGGAACUUGCGAGAAGGCUCGGUCGGAGACGGAGAAGGACGACUACGAUCCGUUCAGCGAGCGAGAGGUCAGCCGGCAGUACUCGAACCUGGGCGCCUUCUUCCACCUGCUCAAGGGCGGCCUCGGCUCGGGCAUCAUGGCCAUGCCCAUGGCCUUCUCGCACAGCGGCCUCAUCCUCGGCGUGGUGGGCACCAUCGUCACCGGCAUCGUGUGCACGCACUGCAUGGUGAUCCUGGUGCGCUCGGCGCAGACGCUGUACUUCCGCCUGAGGAUCCCCACCCUCGGCAUGGGCGAGACGGCCGAGGCCGCCUUCGCCAACGGGCCCAAGAGGCUGCGGCCGCUCGCGACGUUCGCCAGGAAUUUUGUCAAGCUCUCCCUGUUCUUCUGCUACGCCAUGUCUAUGUCAGCGUAUAUCGUCGCCAUCGGCUCGUCAGUUCAGCAGAUGGUGGAGCAGCACUCCCACAAGGACAUCCUGGACCAGCGCAUCUACAUCGUGGCGCUGAUGGUGCCGCUGAUCCCCAUGUGCCAGCUCCGGCUGCUCAAGCAUCUCGUGCCAUGCUCCUUCAUCGCCAACUCGUGCAUCGUGGCGGGGUUAGGCAUCACCGUGUACUACAUCUUCCACGAGCUGCCCGACCCCGAGUCGAGACGAUUCGGCGUCAAGGAUAUCCAGGGCAUGCCCAUCUUCUUCUCCACGGCACUCUUCGCCAUGGAGGGCAUUGGAUCGGUGAUGCCGAUUGAAAAUACGAUGAAAAACCCUCGCAAGAUGACGGGCUGGACAGGGGUCAUGACCCUGGCCAUGACGUGCAUCGUCGCCCUCUUCGCCUGCGUCGGCUUCCUGGGCUAUCUCAAGUUCGGUGAUAACACCCUAGGAAACAUUGCCCUCAGCUUGCCUACAGAAGAAAUCCCGGCGCAGGUCGUCAAGGUGCUGAUCGGCGUGGCCAUCCUGUUCACCGUGCCCGUGCAGUACUUCGUGUGCGCCGAGAUCCUCUGGAGCUACAUCUCGCCGUACGUGACGCCGGCCCGCCACCGCCUCGGGGAGGGCGUGACCCGCGCCGUCCUCAUCAUCUGCUGCAUGGUCCUGGCAGUGGCCAUCCCCGACCUCGACCUCAUCAUCUCCCUCGUAGGCGCCAUCUUCUUCUCGGCGCUCGGCAUCUUCGUGCCCGCCGCCAUCGAGCUGGUCGUCGACUGGGAGACGAGCGACCGCGCCACGCGCUUCGGCCUCGCCGGCAAGAACGGCGCGCUCAUCGCCGUCUCCGUGUUCACGGCCGUGUCCGGCGUGUACGCCGCGCUGUACGAGGCGGUGUACAAGCCCGAAGCACAGCCCAGCCCUUAGAGGCACCCUCGGGGUGGUUAUUCGAAACCCCGCGCGCUGAGUCACCGCGGCAGUCUCGCCUCCCUCUGUCGACUCGUGCUGCCCGACGGGCAACAAGCUAUUGACGGCUUUGCUCUUUGGCAAAGUUACCCCGGAGGGGCGACCAAGCGACCCCGUUGGGCGACUCCACGCGAACCCAGUAGCGGUCGCCUCCAGUCUCCAGGGGAGCACUGCGAUCUGCAACCACCUUGGGGUCGCUGGGCCGCUAGGGUAGCCGCGACUUGAGAAUGGGGCACGCGCAGCGGCAGCCGAGCGCCUCGUUGCCAAACCGCAUUUAAUUGCCAAAGGUAUUAAAUGUCUUAGGGGCAGCGACACGCAGAGUGACUCGGAUAGUGAGUGCACAGCACAAUGUUGCCGGCGCCGCGCGCCAAACGGUGAUAAGUCCUGUGAUAUUACGCCACGUGUUUUAUGGUCCUAUAGAAACUGGAUAUCUAAAGCUAAGGCCCAGCCUCAACCACAACCCGCCACAACCUCUGCUCUCUCGGUGUUUGCGCCGAGGAUCUCUCUCAGACAGGCGCCGUUCUUAGUCUCGUGCAGACACGCCGGCUAGGGAGGGUUUGAGUAAGUGAGGGGGAGACAGAUUUUGACACCCGCACUCUAGAGUUAACAACCUCGCGUGGCUGGAUCUGGCCCGGUUCAUUCAUGAGAUAAAAAGGACUUUCCCGCCCAGAAUGCGGGGCCAGAAGGCGCUGUGCUUGGGUGGGUUCUACGAUAAGUAGUGUUUGGGUUAGACGCGAGACACGGGACCGUCAGCAAAUGAUUAGGUAAUGUGAACUUCAGGUUGCAGCCGUCUUCCGGCUGCAACGAAUUUUAGUGUAUGACUGAUUGCUUUUAGGUAUGUACGUACAUCACGACUGAAAACUAGAACCCUCACGAUCUGGGGCUUCCGAAGUAUUUUGAAUUGUUUGUUGUGAAAUUUUUAGACUAACGACAAAUGUGCCACCAUACAAUUAAAUACAUUUUUAUUUUUAUUCUA